GGCACCUGCUGGUCCAGCUCCAGCCUGUGCUGUAUUUAGGGAAGGUGCAGAAAUGGAGGGCCGGACACGAUUGGAGGUCCAAAUGAGUCAAGGUCGAGAUUCUAUCGCAAUCUUGUGCUGAAGAAGCCUUGGUGGGUCUUCAUUGCUAAUGCAGUAAUUACUUUCCCUUGUCACUUUUGGCUGUUUCAGCGUCCACGGGUGGUUGCUCCUUUUGCCCUCUUUUUCAUUAUGGUAAUGUAGUUAAAGGAAGUGUAUGGAUAUGGAACUCACACAUGGCUUUGGAGUUUCAUUGCCUGUAUGAUGCUGUACUUUCUAGGGUUUGUCGUGGUUAGUGUUGCAGAAGCAUCUAAGUCCUACCCUCUUUCUGCGAUUCGCAAAUGUGCCUGAGUGUGGGGUAGCGUGGAGAAGGGAGAGGGGGGAGCUAUGUUUUGGUGGUGAACAGUGGGUUUUGUGGUUUUAAAGAGUGUCGUGUCGGCGGUGUAGAGUUUUCCCUGUCUGCAAUUGUUGUUUCUGCAACUGUUGGCGAUUUUCUCAAGUAGGUAGGAGGAAAGAGAGGGAAACGAUGGCCCAGAAAUUUGAUUUCUCAGAUUGGUGGUCUAGCGAGACAAGGACGGGAACUCCUGUUGUGGUGACAAUGGAGAACCCCAACUUCUCUGUGCUGGAACUUGAUGGGCCGGAGUCCGCGUUCCAGCCAGCGGAGAAGGACCGAGGCAAGAAUGCGAAGCAAUUCACCUGGGUGUUGCUUCUCAAGGCCCACAGAGCAGUCGGCUGUGUCGCCUGGAUGGCGACGGCGCUCUGGGCUUUGCUUGGGACGGUUCAGAGGCGUUUGAUUUUCAGGCAAGGUGUGGUAAUGGAGUCGGAGAAGCCGCACAAGAACAGGCUGUUUAGAUUCAUAAGGGCUUUCUUGGCAAUUUCCUUGGCAUUUCUGGUUUUUGAGAUGGUAGCACACUUUAAGGGUUGGCACUUCCACAGGCCCAGUCUGGACAUGCUGCAUACGUCUGAGAUUCAAGGUUUCUUGCACGCAAUUUACUUGUCAUGGUUGUCGUUUAGAGCCGACUACAUUGCUCCCGCGAUUCAGGCACUGUCAAACUUCUGUGUUGUUCUAUUCCUCAUUCAGUCUGCUGAUCGGAUGAUUCUGUGUGUUGGUUGUUUCUGGAUCAAGUAUAAGAAGAUUAAACCUCAAAUUAAAGGUGAUCCUUUCAAAUCAGAAGACGCAGAGCUGCCUGGAUACGAGUACCCCAUGGUUCUUGUUCAGAUUCCUAUGUGCAACGAGAGGGAGGUCUACGAGCAAUCAAUCUCUGCUGUCUGCCACGUAGACUGGCCUAAGGACCGGUUGUUGAUUCAAGUUCUGGAUGAUUCGGACGAUGAGAGCAUCCAGUGUUUGAUCAGAGCUGAGGUUUCAAAAUGGAGCCAGCGGGGUGUGAACAUUAUCUACCGCCACCGCCUAGUGAGGACUGGCUACAAGGCUGGUAAUCUCAAGUCGGCGAUGAGUUGCGACUAUGUUAAGUCCUAUGAAUUUGUUGCCAUCUUUGAUGCUGAUUUCCAACCGAACCCUGAUUUCCUAAAACAGACAAUACCACAUUUUAAGGACAAUCCUGAGCUGGGGUUGGUUCAGGCUAGAUGGGCGUUUGUAAAUAAGGAUGAGAACUUGCUGACACGCCUCCAGAAUAUAAAUCUUUGUUUUCACUUUGAGGUGGAGCAGCAGGUCAAUGGAGUUUUUCUUAACUUCUUCGGAUUCAAUGGGACUGCUGGUGUUUGGAGGAUUAAAGCACUUGAAGAAUCGGGUGGCUGGCUUGAAAGAACUACAGUGGAGGACAUGGAUAUUGCUGUUCGAGCACAUCUUCAUGGAUGGAAAUUCAUCUUUCUUAACGAUGUCAAAGUCCUCUGCGAAGUCCCAGAAUCUUACGAGGCUUAUCGUAAACAGCAACAUAGGUGGCAUUCAGGUCCAAUGCUGCUCUUUCGAUUGUGCCUUCCAGCCAUCAUAACUUCCAAGAUAUCGAUUUGGAAGAAGUUCAAUUUAAUUUUUCUGUUUUUCCUCUUGAGAAAGCUCAUCCUUCCAUUUUAUUCUUUCACAUUGUUUUGCAUUAUUCUUCCUUUAACCAUGUUUGUACCAGAGGCCGAAUUACCACUCUGGGUGAUCUGUUACAUCCCUGUCUUUAUGUCGUUCCUCAACAUUCUUCCUGCUCUCCGUUCCUUCCCCUUCAUUGUUCCCUAUCUUCUCUUUGAGAAUACCAUGUCUGUGACCAAGUUCAAUGCAAUGGUGUCUGGGCUUUUCCAGCUCGGGAGCUCUUAUGAAUGGGUAGUUACCAAAAAGGCUGGCAGAUCAUCAGAGCCUGACCUACUUGCAGCAGCUGAGAGAGAAUCAAAGAGCUUGAACCAGCCACUUACACGUGGAGCUUCUGAAAGUGAACUUCUGGAACUGAACAAGCUGAAGGAACACAAGAAAACUCCUACUAAGAGAAAGCUCAAUAAGAUAUAUAAGAAGGAGCUAACUCUAGCAUUUCUCCUCCUCACUGCAUCUGGUCGAAGUUUGCUGUCGGCUCAGGGAAUCCAUUUUUAUUUUCUGCUCUUUCAAGGGGUGUCUUUCCUUCUUGUAGGCCUUGACCUAAUUGGCGAGCAGGUGAGCUGAUGCAGGAAUCUCCACUUCAACUGGUUUCAGUUAUUGAAAGCAGCAUUGGAGCUUGAGGGAGCUUCAUGUUGCAUAAAAUUUUAUGGAUGGCUUGUCCAUUCAGGGCUUUGGUCCUUUGCAUUUACUAAGAAGGGUGAGAAAGUUCCUAUCAAAGAAUAAAACUUUCUUGAUGUAGCCAAGAAAAAUGGUAUUGCAGGUGCCCAUGUAAGAAUCAAUCAGUCGCUUUUCCUUUUACUUCUUUGGACUGCCAAAGCCUUUCCUUCUUUAGCGUUACUCUGUUACAUAUAGCCAUUCAUCUCUCGAUUGGUAUAGAAUGGGGUCAGUAUUAACUCUUCGUCGGGUGUUCUUAUGUUCAGACUCAUCUCCUCUGUUUGACCUGGGGAAAAAAAGUUCCCAGAUGGAAAAAUAAAGGAGAAUAUGAUCUUGGAAGAAUUUUAAAUUUGUUGCAGUUGGGUCUGGUUCUCCAAUGCAAAAGUACCAAGAUGUAAACAGUCAUCUGUAAAUUUCAUUUAAUUGAGUUGAUGUAAGAUUAUUUAUCAGA
Messenger RNA from Nymphaea colorata (pocket water lily), 3170 nucleotides. Its product is annotated as probable xyloglucan glycosyltransferase 5. Lineage: Eukaryota; Viridiplantae; Streptophyta; Magnoliopsida; Nymphaeales; Nymphaeaceae. Gene Ontology annotation, cellular component: Golgi apparatus. Gene Ontology annotation, molecular function: glycosyltransferase activity. The transcript is spliced from 6 exons. Bases 563 to 2629 code for a protein of 688 amino acids. The record is from RefSeq and is a predicted model, not a curated record.